UGUCUUUGAGUAAAAUAACUUAUCAAACUCCUGUAACCCAUAACAUUACAUAAAACGCGGAUGGACUGGUCUCAUAAAGCUAUAAAGGAUAACUUUGCAUGGCUAUAUUUAUAGAGGGUAAAUAAACAAGGGAUAUUCUGUGGUUGGACAAACUUUGGCCCCUAGUGUGGCGCCUUAUCGGUGAGCCUUGAGUUAUCUCAGCAUGAAAACAAAUAGCUUAUCUAUUAAACUCCGGGCAACGCACUGUGCAAACACUGCGUCAGAAGAGCACUGUAGGUGGAAGAUGUGCCUAUCCCACUUGACUGACUGACUGACUGUCAGUAUCCCUCCACGGCCGCCAUGGGACUGCGAGGAUCCAAACAACCAGAAGUCCAAGUUCUCCUCCUGGGCCUGGACAACGCUGGGAAAUCCACUCUUCUUUACAAGCUGAAACACAACGCGUGCGUGGGCACCGUGCCCACCAUUGGCUUCAACGUGGAAAUGUUCGAGGCGAAAAAGAACAGGAAGAACAUCGCCUUGACCGUGUGGGACGUCGGUGGUCAGGGGAAGAUGCGCGAGUACUGGAAGAGUUUCCACCAGGACGCAGCAGCCGUCGUGUUUGUGGUGGACAGCUCGGACAAGGAGCGUCUGGAGGAGGCGCGGAGGGAGCUGGAGAACACCCUGAGGAGCGAGCAGCUGCGGGGCCGUCCGCUCAUCCUGCUCGCCAACAAACAGGACGUGAGCGGCGCGCUGACCGUCACCGAGAUCAAGGACUUGUUUAACCUGCGGAGGAGUUGCGCAGCCCGGGAUUGGUUCGUCCAGCCGUGUUCCGCGUCGACGGGAGUCGGAGUUGAAGAGGCCUUCAAACGAGUGGUCCAAAUGGUCAAACUCCCAUCAGACACUGCGGCGAUGAAAGAAAAUAUCAAGGAAACAGUGCACUACCUCAAAGCCAGUACCAGACAUUAAGUUUUAUUUAUAUGAAAUGUGUUAUUUUCCAAAAAAA
This is a messenger RNA of Morone saxatilis (striped sea-bass), 982 nucleotides long. RefSeq names its product ADP-ribosylation factor-like 14 (gene arl14). Gene Ontology annotation, cellular component: cytoplasm. The record is from RefSeq and is a predicted model, not a curated record. Bases 340 to 945 code for a protein of 201 amino acids. Lineage: Eukaryota; Metazoa; Chordata; Actinopteri; Moronidae. Gene Ontology annotation, molecular function: GTPase activity; GTP binding. Gene Ontology annotation, biological process: intracellular protein transport; vesicle-mediated transport. The transcript has a single exon.